Messenger RNA from Episyrphus balteatus (marmalade hoverfly), 3552 nucleotides. RefSeq names its product dynein axonemal intermediate chain 3 (gene mmm). The transcript has 9 exons. The coding region runs from base 95 to 3487 and encodes 1130 amino acids. The record is from RefSeq and is a predicted model, not a curated record. Gene Ontology annotation, cellular component: inner dynein arm. Gene Ontology annotation, biological process: inner dynein arm assembly; cilium movement involved in cell motility. NCBI's taxonomy places the organism in Eukaryota, Metazoa, Arthropoda, Insecta, Diptera, Syrphidae. Gene Ontology annotation, molecular function: dynein heavy chain binding; dynein light chain binding.
UUUCAGAAAUUUGUGAAUUUUUAAUAAAACAAGAAAACAAAUAUAGAAAUUUGUGAUAAGAAAUUUUUAAAAGAAUUUAGAAUUUAUCAAAGAAAUGGACGUGACAACAAGAAUUGAAGAAGAAAAUCGAGUUGUACCUACAGAGUUAAAACAUGAAAUACUACCAACUCUUUCUGAUGUUGACUCAACAGAUGAUGAACUGGAAGGUCUUAAUACCUUUAGUAUGGAUGCAGCUAAAACGGAUAUCUACGAAUUACAAGGAUGUCACAAGAUAAUGCUAAAAUUGAAAGUUCAAAAGCAACUCGGUCUCGAAGUUGGCAUCAAUGUGAGCCAAGAGUUUCCCUGGAAGCGCAUCAAAUUCAGCCUAUUAAGCCAACAUCUAUUUGACGAAAUCGAUAAUGGUGAAAUGCUUCAAGAAUUCUUUGUCAACUAUAACCCAGAUGAUAAAGUUCUACUUGGUUAUGCUCCAUCAUUCAUGCAACAAGAACAAAAAAAAGAAGGUACUACCCAAGUAGUCGAUGGUGAUGAGGAUCCUUUUGUUAUUUACGUCUCUGAAGAUGAUGCACGUUCAGCUGCAGCAAUCAUAAAAAACAUUGAAACCUAUGAACGUUUUAUGAUGAAUAAGAAAUUAAUCAAACGACCACGUAAAUGGAUUAGCAAAGGAAGUGAAUAUGAAGUUAAUUUGGGCAUUCCACCACAAAAAUCUGAAGUUGCCGACGUGGAAAUUCAAACAGUCUAUCCAAUGAGACAGUCAAGGGUAAAAUUUGAAAUGCGACUUACAUCCGAUGUUCGUGAUGGUUAUGCUGAACUGAUUGCUGGCGAUGCUAGAUUUCAAAAUGUAACACAGCAAAGGGUAAAUGUUGGUGUACAAUCUGCCCCAGCAACUGUGACACUGGAACAGCAAACUGAUCCAACAUUUCCAUCGAAUGCAUGGUCUCAGUAUCUGUAUGAAAUUAAAGAAGAACAAGAUGGCUUAGACGAGUCAUCCGAGGAAGAACAAGAAAAAGGAAAAUCUGCUGCAACUAGUAAGACUGUAACUCCAUCAACAGAGGCUGAAAAAGAACCUAAACCGCCACCGGAAAUGUCCGAGCAGAUAAAGUAUCUGUUAAGUGUACUAGAAUUUAACCAAAUUGAUAUGUACAGAAACGACUAUCCAAAAAUAUCAACAGCUCCAAUUCAAAUAUUUACCAACCCUUACCUUGAAGAGAUAUUUUGUUUUGCUAACAUUUCUAAAAGCCAUCAACGAUAUGUAUCCGCAGUUGAUUGGUAUCCCCAUUUGACUGGAAUAGUUGUUUCAAGUUACACUUUCACAACUAGAGUAACUCAAAAUAAAGUUCAACCUAAAGAAAAAAUCGAUCCCGUCCAAAGAUCAAUUCUUCAACCCAACCCAGUUUUAAUGUGGAGUUUUACCGACAGUUUAAAUUUCAAAUUAGAAUUUGAAGCACCUCGUGAAAUAACUGCUCUAUCAUUUUGUCCAUAUGACAAAAAUAUUCUUAUUGGUGGAACAAUUAAUGGACAAAUAAUCAUUUGGGAUUUGCAAGAUCGCACAAAAAAUCUUGAAGCUGAAGAGCAUCUCACAAUUCAGGAAGCAAGCAAUCGUGAACAUAUCAGUGAGUUUCUAGCUUGGACCAUUCAAUAUGAUGAAGGAUCAUGGGUAUUUCCAGCUGCUGUCAGUGCUCUUGAUGGUUCACAAACUGAUGCUGUCACUGAAAUUAAAUGGUUAAGUCGUAAUCAUUAUAUUUCUUCAAAUGGCAGAAUUCAUGAAAACUAUUUAAAAACAAAAAGUCGAUAUUUUUCCACACUUUCAUUGGAUGGCUCUGUAGCAUAUUGGAAUUUAGAUUAUGAUAUGGGUAAUAUUGCCAAAGCAGCUAGUAGCAAGAGACAGCUCCCUCUAGCGUUAACACAAAAUGAAUCGGUUUAUAAGAAAUUGGACAAAUGCAUAAAACCUAUUUUCGUGGCGACAUAUUCUGAAGCCUUGACAUCAAUUGUUUGUGAUGUUGCUAACUUCACGUACACUCCUCAGAUAGUUGAUAGCCAUCCUACCAAUUUCGAGGGUAAAACUUUCCUAAUAGAUGUCACCGAGGCAGAUGAUCAAAGUGCAGUCCGGAACACUUUUAUUGUUGGAUCUUUUUUUGGACGAAUCGAUUGUUUAACCUUUGAAGGAAAUGAACCCGGUUCAGAGAUCAAUAAGGAGAAUAUAACAUCUCCAACAUACAGUUUUGCAAGGGUUCAUGACGGCCCCAUAGUUGCUUUGAAGAAAAAUCCAUAUUAUCCAGAGAUAUUUGUAUCGAUUGGCAGACAUGUUAUGGCCAUAUGGCGGGAAGAUUUUCAUUUUACUCCAAUUUUAUGGCGAGUUAGACCGAAAAUCCUAACAGCUGUUGAAUGGAGUACUGAUAGGCCAGCUGUUUUGUAUUUAACUCGAAGUGAUGGAAGUUUUGAAGCUUGGGAUUUAUUAGCUAGAGAUGAUGAUGCAUGUUUAGUUGAAGUAUUAGGUGGUGGUAUUAUAACAGCUUUAUCGGAGCAUCGAUCUGCAAUUCCGAAAAAAGUUAUAAGCAUUGGAGAUUAUGAUAGCAGUUUUAGAAUGGUGGCUUUACCUGAAAGUUUUUAUAAGCCAGUUCCUAACGAGUUGGAGCAACUACAAAAUUUUGUCGAAAAAGAAGUAUCUCGGAAGAAAGCAAUUCAAAGUUGGCAACAAAACUGGUGCACCCAAAAUGCUGAUAUAAUAGAGGAGAAGAAAAAAAUGAAGGCGGCUGCAGCAAAAGAUCUAGAACGUUUACGUUUGGAGGCUGAAGAUGCGAAGAAGUUAGCUCAAACUCCCGAAGACAAAAAGGAACAAACCAUCACAAAAUCAGCCACUCAUUAUGAUUUUGAAGAAAAACUUGACAAGAAAUGGGAUGAACUUAACCUCAAACGUCUGAUUCGUAAUUUAAUGGCUCGAAAAAUGGUUGAUCCGGAAAAACUUGAUCGCGAAACAGCUUUGGAAAAAGAACGUCUUCGUUAUGAGGAACGAAAAAAGGCUUCUAUUAAUGAAGCUAUAUCAAAAGUUAGCGAAGAAAUUGCUGUAAUACGUGCAAGACUUCUUCCAAUCGAAAAAGAAGACAUUCAACUUUCGGAUACAAUUGCAGCUUCUCUUAAGAACAUUUUUGAAAUUGCUCCAAGUUAUGCUGAUGUAGAAUCAGAAGCAAAAACGUUUCUUGAUGAAACUCCACCGAUUCCAGUAAUAUCUUAUGACACUAUCAUGGCUCGAUGCAGAGAAAGACGUCAGCUUUUGAAUAAGGUUUUAGGUGUACCAUUUGAUCGUACCUAUCACUGUGAACAAGAACAAAAAUCAGGAGGUUUUAAAGAAUGGAAUCAUGGUUAUGAUGAAUUUAUUCGAACUUUAGAAGAAGAAAAAAGGAAGAAUACAAAACCUAGUGAUUCUUCUUUACCUCAGGCGUCAUACAGUGAUUUAGACUUGAUUCCUCAGAGAGAUUUGGAAGUAUUAUAAUUUCUUUGUUUUUUAUUUACUGCAGAUCUAAUAAAUUACUAUAUCACGUAAUCGAUAUUAAUUUA